Molecule: messenger RNA, 913 nt
Organism: Dermatophagoides pteronyssinus (European house dust mite)
Lineage: Eukaryota; Metazoa; Arthropoda; Arachnida; Sarcoptiformes; Pyroglyphidae
Source: RefSeq, a predicted model, not a curated record
ACCAAAAACUAAAAAUUUCAUAUAUAAACCCUGGGUCCAGUGGUCAGUUUUAUCAUUUCACAUUUCAACCAGUCACAUUACGUUUCUCGUUGCAAAUCAUUUUUACUUUUUUCGUCAAAAUCAUUUUCUUUAUACUCCGUCAUAAUGACUAUCUUCAAUUUCAAAUCCCGAAAAUCAUCAUCAUCAAGAAAUACCGAUUGUCCGAAAAAUCCAAAAAUAUUGCUACUUGGUGCAUUACCGAAUUCAUCGAAAUUAAAUUUUUUCUUCGCCUAUGAAAAUUGUCGUGCAAUUGGUCAACAUCGUUGUGGACAACAACCAGCAAUGGGUGUACAAUUAAACACUAUACCAUAUCGUCAUCAAAAUAAUCAUAUAUUUUUGGAUAUAUGGAAUUUUGUCAUUAAUUUUGAACGUUAUGAUCGUUUAGCAUCGAUUUAUUGGCAAAAUACUGAAGCAAUUGUUGGUGUUUGUUCAUUACAUUCGGUUGGUUCAUUUUUAAAAAUGAAAUAUUGGAUUGAAAAAUUCCUAUCCAAUAAUCCUGAUUAUCAAAAACCAAUCUACAUAUUGGCAUAUGCAAAAACAUCAAAAUUAUAUCAUCGUGAUAUUAGUGAACAAUUACUUAAUGAUUAUGUACAAAAAUCAUUACCAACUGGUACACGUUCGUUCAUCAUUCAUAGUGGAUCAACAACAAAAGAUUUAAAACCAUUUUUCAAUCUAUUUUUAAAUCGUAUUGUAAAAUCUAUUGAUAAUCAAGAACAACAACGUAAACAAUUUAAACGUUUACGUUUGAAACAAAAAUUGAAAACAAUUUUUUUUCUACGUCGUCAACGUUUACUUGUUUCGGAUGAAGAUUUUCAUUGUAUUGGAUGAAUUUGUAAUUUGUAUCUUGUAUUUUGUAAUUUUGUAAUUUGUAAUU